CGGGAGCUCCGGGAGCAAGAGCGGCCGCCGCCGCCGCAGUGUCCGCUCGGCCUUGGGCCGGCGCGCCCUCCGGGGAAGGAAGGACGGAGCCCCGCAGCCCCGGAGCCCGGGCCAUGCUGCGGCAGCGGGACUGAGGCGCCGCCGAGCCAGGGCCGAGCGGAGCCUUCCCCGGGCCGCCCUCCCGCGCCGGCCUGUGCGCCCCGGGCCGCGGAGGAACGGCGGCCUCGGCCUCCGGCGCAGCCCGGAAAUGUCUGGCAAGAUCGAGAAAGCAGAUUCUCAGCGCUCUCAUCUCUCCUCCUUCACCAUGAAGCUGAUGGACAAAUUUCACUCACCCAAAAUCAAGAGAACACCAUCAAAGAAAGGAAAACCAGCCGAUGUGCCUGUGAAAACCCUUGAGAAACCUGUGAACAAAGAGGCCACAGACAAUUUUCUACCAGAGGGCUACCCUCCUCCCUUGGAUCUGGAUCACCAAGCAGUACAAUUUAUGUCCACCAGUGCUGUGGUUCCCAGGUCUCAGAGGCAGAAGAAUCUCAGCUGGCUGGAAGAGAAAGAAAAAGAGGUUGUCAGUGCCUUGCGCUACUUUAAGACCAUUGUGGACAAAAUGGCUAUUGACAAGAAGGUAUUGGAAAUGCUUCCAGGCUCAGCCAGCAAGGUCCUAGAGGCCAUCCUGCCGCUAGUGCAGACCGACCCUCGAAUUCAACAGAGCUCAGCCAUCUCCUCUUGCUACAGCCGGGUAUACCAGAGUCUAGCCAAUCUCAUUCGCUGGUCAGAUCAAGUGAUGCUGGAAGGUGUGAACUCGGAAGAUAAAGAGAUGGUCACAACUGUGAGAGAAGUCAUCAAAGCUGUUUUGGAUGGAGUGAAGGAGCUCGUCAGACUCACGAUAGAGAAGCAGGAGCAUCCAUCUCCCACGAGUCCAGUUAAGCCCAGCUCACCAGCCUGCAAGCCUGACAGCCAACCUGAGCUCCCAUUGACUGACCGAGAAAUGGAGAUUCUCAACAAGACAACGGGCAUGUCCCAGUCAACAGAGCUGCUACUUCCCGACUCCACGGAUGAAGAAGUUGCUCCUCCCAAGCCCCCCCUCCCUGGUAUCCGAGUGGUGGAUAAUAGUCCUCCACCAGCGUUACCACCCAAAAAGCGACAGUCAGCACCAUCUCCUACCAGAGUGGCUGUGGUAGCACCCAUGAGCCGGGCCACCAGUGGCUCAAGUUUACCUGUUGGAAUCAAUAGACAGGACUUUGAUGUGGACUGCUAUGCACAGAGGAGGCUGUCUGGAGGCAGCCACUCCUACGGUGGGGAAUCCCCUCGCCUCUCCCCGUGCAGCAGCAUUGGUAAGCUGAGCAAGUCCGAUGAGCAGCUGUCCUCCUUGGACCGGGACAGCGGACAGUGCUCCAGGAAUACAAGCUGUGAAACACUAGAUCACUAUGACCCUGAUUAUGAAUUUCUACAGCAAGACCUCUCCACCGCUGACCAGAUACCUCAGCAAGUAGCAUGUAACCUUAGCCCAUUGCCAGAAUCUGUUGGUGAAUCUGGCUCUCCUUUCCAUGGACGUCCUUUCCAGCUGCCACCAGGCAACUCCCCACAGCCAGAGCUUGGCAACCCCCUAGCCACGGUGCAUCCUAUGGACAUGCCUCCUGCCCUGCCUGAGAAGAAACGGAGGAGUGCAGCCUCUCAGACCACGGACAGCUCCGGCAGUAGAGUCUCCUAUGAGAGGCAUCCUUCCCAAUAUGAUAACAUCACAGAGGAUGAUCUCCAGAACCCAACCUCUCUCCAGCCAAUAUCUUUCACGCCAUUUGCUGCUGUCCUCCCCUUCCAGCAAGGGGGCUCUUCAGCACCUGUUGAGUUUGUGUCUGAUUUUGCUGCUCCUGAGUCAACGGGUGACCCCGAGAAACCACCUCCUCUGCCUGAGAAGAAGAACAAACACAUGCUGGCCUACAUGCAGCUCCUCGAGGACUACUCAGAGCCCCAGCCUUCCAUGUUCUACCAGACGCCCCAGAAUGAGCACAUCUACCAGCAGAAAAACAAACUCCUCAUGGAGGUCUACGGUUUUAAUGACUCCUUCACCCAGGAGCUGGCCCCGCCCCCUGCCCUGCCCCCCAAGCAGAGGCAGCUGCAGGCCUCCUAUGCUGCCUCUUCCUUCUCCUCUGUCUCCUACUGUGUCCAGCCAACUAAAGUGCCCUUCACGCCUGAGGACACCAGUGCCACUCAGGGCCUCGGUAUGUCCAUCUCUAACUCCUUUCUCAGCCGGCACAGCUCCUUCCCUGUGCACUCGUAUAAGUCCGUGUUUAGGUCCUACUCCCAGGACUUCAUGCCUCACAACCAAGCUUCCGUUCCACCUUUCCUCUCGUCUACCUCCUCUUCCUCUCCACAUUUCCCACCUGUCCACCAGUCUCAGAGCUCUGACCUAGCGGUGCCAACCACAGCCAUCCUGCCUCCCAGCACUGUGGAUGGGCCCAAUUCCUGUUCUCAGGAGAGCAACUUGAAUGGGAAUUCUGUCUACCUUCCUUCUGAAACCUCUUUCACUGAUUCUCUCCAGACGCCUUCGAGCGAAAACGCCAGUGAGGAUGCUGGUGAGGGUGAAUAUGUCAAUCUGUAUUCCUCUGGCCAAAGCAACGGGGAACUCCCUCACUCUGAAGGAGAAUCACCAGCUACAAAAGAUGGACACCCCAAAGAUUCCUCCUCACACGGCAGCGCCUCCGGGAAAGAAAACAGAGAAGGUGGAGAGAGGCAGCUGAAGUCCCCAGAUGGUUUGGAAUCGACCCAGUCUGAGGAGGAAGUAGACGAGCUCUCUCUGAUUGACCACAAUGAAAUUAUGUCCAGAUUGACGUUAAAGCAAGAGGGUGAUGAUGGUCCAGAUGUCCGUGGGGGAUCUGGGGAUAUAUUGCUGGUCCAUGCAACUGAGACCGACAGAAAAGAUUUGGUUUUGUACUGUGAAGCCUUUUUGACAACCUACAGGACGUUUAUCACCCCUGAGGAGCUCAUUAAGAAGCUACAGUAUAGAUAUGAGAAAUUCUGCCCCUUCCCUGACACGUUCAAGAAGCGAGUCAGCAAGAAUACCUUCUUCGUGCUGGUGCGGGUGGUGGAUGAACUGUGCCUAGUGGAAUUGACCGAAGAGAUUCUAAAGCUCUUGAUGGAACUCGUGUUUCGGUUAGUGUGCAGUGGGGAGCUGAGCCUUGCCCGAGUUCUCCGGAAGAAUAUCUUGGACAAAGUGAACCAGAAGAAGAUGCUAAAGUGUGCCAACUCUGACCAGCCCCUGGCUGCUCGAGGAGUGGCCGCCAGGCCUGGGACUCUGCACGACUUCCACAGCCAUGAGAUUGCUGAGCAGCUGACGCUAUUAGAUGCCGAGCUCUUCUAUAAGAUAGAGAUCCCAGAAGUUUUGCUUUGGGCAAAAGAGCAGAAUGAAGAGAAGAGCCCUAACUUGACACAGUUUACUGAGCACUUUAAUAACAUGUCCUACUGGGUUCGUUCAAUAAUCAUGCUGCAGGAAAAAGCCCAGGACAGGGAACGGCUCCUUCUGAAAUUUAUCAAGAUCAUGAAGCACUUGAGGAAGCUAAAUAACUUCAACUCCUAUCUGGCCAUCCUUUCAGCACUGGACUCAGCACCCAUCCGAAGGCUGGAGUGGCAGAAACAGACCUCAGAGGGCCUAGCCGAGUACUGCACUUUGAUUGACAGCUCUUCCUCCUUCCGGGCCUAUCGGGCAGCUCUUUCUGAUGUGGAGCCUCCCUGUAUCCCAUAUCUGGGCCUGAUUCUACAGGACCUCACCUUUGUUCACCUCGGAAACCCAGACUACAUUGAUGGGAAAGUGAAUUUUUCCAAACGUUGGCAGCAGUUCAACAUCCUGGACAGUAUGAGAUGUUUCCAGCAGGCACAUUACGAAAUCCGCAGAAAUGAGGAUAUCGUGAACUUCUUCAAUGAUUUCAGCGACCACCUGGCCGAGGAGGCCCUGUGGGAACUCUCUCUCAAAAUCAAACCCCGGAAUAUAACACGGCGAAAAACAGAUCGAGAAGAGAAAACCUAGGAGGAGGAGCAGUGAGCGAAGUUAUCGCUCAAGAGACACACAGAAGGCAGCUAUGAGACUGGAAUAGACAUUUGGGCCUGUUACUGGACAACUCACCCCAGCGGCGAAAAAUGAUUCUCCUCCCACCCCACCCCCAUUCCCUCCACCCCCCUGGGUCUUCAAAUGCCCGAUUUUCGGAGCCAAAUAGCUUGUGCUUGGGCUCCCUGCCCAGUUGGACAGCAGCUCCCAAGCACCAAGGCCAGCCCCUCCAGCCAGUGCAGGAAAUUCUUCUCCACGGCCACUUCCAUUUUUCCCGGAUGCAGCCAAGACUUUACUCCAUACCUGGAGGUAGGGGACACAGAAGAACUCAGUGACUCUGGCAGAUCCUGUCCAGGCUUUGUGACUGGUUUGUGACCUGGUGUUUUCCUUUUUGGAUGGUUGACUGCUUGUCUUCAAGCCCUGUUUAACACUGUGAAGAUGCAGUCAUCCCAGGCCCAGGCAGUGGAAUGAGGGAGGAGCCCCUGUCCAAGCCCUCCCCCACCUUACAUAUCUUUGACUUUCCUGAAAGGACAGAAGGAGGGGCUAAGAAGCCUAAACACCCUUGGCAUUAAGGACCGGGCCCCCAUAUGAGGAAAAGUUGUGUAGGUUAGGGAGGACCUAGUCUCUUUGUGGAGGUUGUUUUGGGGAUGUGUGCACAGGCUGAGGAUAGAAUUGAAGAGAUACUUUCCCAAAUAGCCAGAGUUUACUUAGUCGCCGAAAGGGGGCUUCCAUCGGGCUGGGGACACUGGUAUGCGUUGCCAAGGUGUCAUCUCCUGCCUGCUUCCAGACUCGGCUCUCUAAAAGCAGAGGGUGUCAGACACCUCUCUCUUGUCCCUGCAGAUGGUCCCACACCUUCAAAAAGCUGUUGUGGUCUGGGUUUCCCAGGAGCUGGGACUCCUUAGUGACAGUACCAGUCCUGGCUUCCUGAGGUAUGGAGUGCAGGGGCAAAUGUCGGUGUCAGAAAGGAUGGAUGCCAGGAUGAGAAGGUCCAAGAAGUUCUGGUCUAAACCACAAGGCCUUGGAGUGGCUCCGACUCGGAUCAGAUAGAAGGGAAGCAGCCUAUUUGAUCAGACAGACAGAUGGGUCCUUCUCCAGGGACAGAAAGGGAAACUACCCCACCCCCAACACCCCCUUAAUGCUUUAUCAUCUUCCCACACUUAAAAGGCGCCUCUUCAGUUAUUGAUUCCUGUGAAGCUUCUUUUCGAAGCCCUGCACAGUCAGGGAGAGGGGCUUGGAGCAAGGCAGGGCUUUACCAUUAGAGAAAGAAGUUUGGGUUCAGCUUCAGUUCCUGGAGGCUCAUUUUCUGGAGUGAGGGAAGACUGUCUCGACUUGCAGAGUGUGCCUGGAGAAGGAAAGAUAGGUAUGAAGGACGUUUCUCCUGUUCUGUUUCUUUCUCCUCCCAAUCUGCUGCCAGCCAGCCCGGUACCUUCCGUCUCUGGAGGACUGUGAGCCCGCUCGAUCCCGAGUUCUGUCCCGAUCUGCUUAGUGCGUGCCUUAAACUUCACCUUCCAUCCCCUCUCCGCCUCUUCUCUUGCCAUCACCUUCCUUCUAGGAUGCUCCAAGGCCUCUUGGGAAGACUUCACCUCCACUAGCCCUUCCUGCCAGGUUUAUGUUGCACAUCAAAUCCAUUUUUGUCUUUCUUUAGGAAGAGUUCUGUUUCUCAACAAGAUUCACUUUAGGUGACCCCCUCCCCCUAUUUAAGCCAUCUAACAGAGGAAGAAGGCAUGGCUGUUGGAAAUAGGCAUGGUUCUCCACCUGGUCAUUUAACACAUCUGGGUUCUCAUGAUCUUUGGGGCAUUUCUUUGAAUCCACAUCAGCACUCCUUCCAUGCUGCUUAUGGAGAACACAAUUGGCCACAUAGAUUGACAAUCCAGCAGAUCUUGAGGAAGGAGAGAUGUAAACUUAUUUGGGGAGAAUUUUAGACUUGCUAUUUGGGGUGAGGGGAUGGAAACCCUCUUGCUUAGGCAGAACCGAGGGCUUCCCAGCAAAGGGAGAGAAUCUUCCAGCAAUAGAUUCCUGGCUCCUGCUGUUGAUCAUCUGGGACAUUUUUACAAGCAGACAUCCCACGCCAGGAGGCUUUGGGAUGGAUGAAACCGUGACCUCAGUGGGGGCAGGGGUGGGAGUGUGGUGGACACAGGGGGCUUCAUGCAAUGUCCCCCCUCCCCAGUGGGACAGUCGAGUGGCCCUCUGGGGUUUUCACUGCUUGCAGCCCCAGUUUUAAUGUUAAUGGAACAAAAAAAAUCAACAUCUGUUGAUUAUUUAAACAGAUGUGGGAGCUUUGUUUUUUUAGAGACCACCAGGACAUUUCAUUUUGCCGUCCAUUGUGGGCCUUUUGGCAUCUUUUAUUAAGAAGUCAUUUUUUUUCUGUAAAUAGGAGAGAAAAAAGGAAUCUGACAUGUUGGGCAGACCUAGAGCCGCAGUUCUGAAAGUCACUUAUUAUUUAAAGUGUGCAUUGUAGUCUAGAUGCUCACUAACAGUAUUGUUUGUGUGAGGUUUUUUUCCUUUUGUUCUGUUUUCUUUCUCUUUUUCUAAGUUGUCCUUUCAUUUCAAUCUUUUUCCAGCUUCAUUCCCACAUCUGCCUCUGGACCCUUGGGUUUGGGGGGAGGGGUUGCCCACUGAAUGUUGGAGUGAGUGUGUGUGUGUGUGUGUGUCUGUGUGUCUGUGUGUGUGUACCCGUGAGUGCUUGUGAAACAAAUAGGUGCUGGGGGGCCCAGAAGAAGUCCCGAGUUUGGGUCCUGGGAAUGUAAGAUGACCCCUGGGCUUUAGGACAGGCCUGUAGGAGUCAGUCUCUGACUGCUGACCCUGGCAUGUAGUUUCUGAGUUUCUUCCUCAAAAAUCAACCCCAAAUACUGCCCCUGCCCCGCAGUCAACUCCAGCUACAGAUUUGUUCUUGUUGCUGGCCUUAAUUGCUCAGCAGUGAGUUAGGGAUACCCUUUCCUGACCCUCUCAAUCUGUGAGCAGGGACCACUUUAUCCGGCCUAUUUUCUUUGAACAUUCCCCCAUGGGGGGAAGGGUGCAGAGAUGAAGAGAAAAAUGGGUAUACAUCUUUGCUGUUGUGUCUCUAAGGGAGCUGGCAAAGGUUCCACCCAAGAUAUGGCCACAGGGUGAAUAGUCCCAGCCCUGCAUCGCAGGUGCCUCCCUGCCUGCCCUCCCAGCACCUCUCCUGGCCUAUGCCAUUUGUGGUCUGAGCCCAGUGCCUUGGUGAGCCCAGAUGACGCAACUGAGCUGUCAUAGAUGGAAAGGGAUCCAUCCUUGUGGUAUCCCUGAUCUGUGGCCCAUUGCAUGAGUUCGAAGAGUGAGGUGCAGUAUUUUUUAAUUUAUUGGUGAAUAUUUGGGCUUUCCUUAUACCCCACCAUCAGAGUUCCCCUUCCAGCCUCUACCAUUCCCCAGCUCAGUGCCACAGACCUGGGACCGCCAUACAUAUUUCAUUUCUUACAGGGGAGAGGGGAGGGAAGUGCUGCCUAAAAGGACAGAAGGGAUCAGGCUUCAUUGCCUUUCCAUACAGGAAGGUGGGUCUCUUCUGCCACAUAUGUGUACUGGGCAGGUGUAGCCCAGGAGCCAGUGGUGAGCCCAUGUUUGAGCUAGAAACCACUGAUUUCCUCCUGCCUUUUCCUUUCUAAAGCCUGCCCUCCUCAAGGCCCCUUCCCCUCUCCCCAUGUUACAUUGUACUAUAUAUUCCCUACUAACCCAUCCCAAUAGUGACAUCUCCCUUGCAGACAUUUCAAAUGUGUAACUUUUAUGUUAAAGAAAAAUAAAUACCGAUGAAAGCCCCCGGCCUAACGAUCAUGUUUACAAUGCAUGCAGCCGUGUGUGCGAGAUUAAAGUGACAAUCAAAC
Trichosurus vulpecula (common brushtail) is the source of this 7869-nucleotide messenger RNA. It is a transcript of the gene RAPGEF1, whose product is annotated as Rap guanine nucleotide exchange factor 1. The transcript has 27 exons. The record is from RefSeq and is a predicted model, not a curated record. Gene Ontology annotation, biological process: positive regulation of GTPase activity; Ras protein signal transduction. NCBI's taxonomy places the organism in Eukaryota, Metazoa, Chordata, Mammalia, Diprotodontia, Phalangeridae. Gene Ontology annotation, cellular component: plasma membrane. Bases 248 to 4015 code for a protein of 1255 amino acids. Gene Ontology annotation, molecular function: guanyl-nucleotide exchange factor activity.